UGCUCCUACGGUGAGUUUUACCCAGCGGUUGCAUGAUAACCAGCACCUGGCCCGGGAGGAAACAGGAGACGAGCAGCCCGCCUUCCCCUUGUUCUGUCUUUUAUCUACGGAAAUGAAUGAUGCAGUGGCCAUGGAGGCCACCAGGAGACGAACCCAGCACCAUGCCAAUGGGAAAGCAUCUGAACAGGGGGAGCAGCCAGCACAGUGGGGGAGAGCAUGGGAGGUGGACUGGUUUUCCUUGAGCAGUGUGAUUGGCCUCCUUUGCUUUGCCCCUUUCAUUGUCUUCUACUUCGUGAUGGCCUGUGAUCAGUACCAGUGCUCUGUCAGCCAGCCUCUGUUGGAGCUGUACCAAGGAGAGACCACGCUGCUCUCCAUCUGGGCCCGGGCACCCACCUUCACCUGGUCAGCUGCCAAGAUAUAUGCCAUCUGGGUGGCCUUCCAGGUGUUCCUGUAUAUGUGUGUUCCUGAUGUUACUCAUAAGUUUAUUCCCGGCUAUGUUGGUGGAGUACAGGAUGGAGCACGAACUCCUGCUGGCCUGAUUAACAAGUAUGAGGUCAACGGGCUGCAGUGUUGGCUGAUCACUCAUGCUCUGUGGUAUGCCAACGCCCAGUAUUUCCACUGGUUUUCUCCCACCAUCAUCUUCGACAACUGGAUCCCCCUGAUGUGGUGUGCUAACAUACUGGGCUACGCUGUGUCCAGCUUUGCUUUCAUAAAGGCCUACCUUUUCCCCACUAAUGCUGAGGACUGCAAGUUCACAGGGAACGUCUUCUACAACUACAUGAUGGGCAUCGAGUUCAACCCACGCAUCGGCAAGUGGUUUGACUUCAAGCUUUUCUUCAACGGUCGGCCCGGCAUCAUAGCCUGGACUCUUAUCAAUCUGUCCUACAUGGCCAAGCAGCAAGAACUGUACGGCCACGUCACCAACUCCAUGAUCCUGGUCAACGUACUGCAGGCCAUUUAUGUGUUGGAUUUCUUCUGGAAUGAGGCGUGGUACCUGAAGACCAUUGAUAUCUGCCAUGACCACUUUGGAUGGUAUCUGGGCUGGGGAGACUGUGUCUGGCUGCCGUACCUCUACACACUGCAGGGUCUGUACCUGGUGUACCAGCCAGUCCAGCUCUCCAACGCCCACGCCCUGGCUGUCCUGUUGCUCGGCCUGGUCGGGUAUUACAUCUUCCGCUCCGCCAACCACCAGAAGGACCUGUUCCGGCGGACCGACGGCUCGUGCUCCAUCUGGGGCCGGAAGCCAGCGUACAUCGAGUGCUCGUACCGCUCCACAGAUGGCGGCGUUCAUCGCAGCAAGCUCAUGACCUCAGGUUUCUGGGGAGUGGCCCGCCACCUCAACUACACAGGGGACCUGAUGGGUUCGCUGGCCUACUGCGCCGCCUGUGGCUUUGGCCACAUACUCCCAUACUUCUACAUAGUAUACAUGACCAUCCUGCUGGUCCACCGCUGUGUGCGCGAUGAGCACCGCUGCAGCAGCAAGUACGGCAAGGACUGGAAGCGCUACACAGAUGCUGUGCCUUACCGACUUAUUCCUAGUGUGUUUUAGAGAGGGGGGGGAAAGAGCGGGAGGAGGGAGAUCGAGAAGUAGGGUGGGGGCUAAGAAUAAGGUAACAUUGUAACACCCAACGUGACAUCAUGACUUUGCGUAAACAUACACGGCAAAAUGGCAUACGAAUUGCCGUGUCAUACAUACGCCACUUAUUGAGAUCAGUCUGUAACACCACAUUUCAUACAUUCUGAAAUGGAUAUGCAUGUCUAAUGUGUAGCCAGCUAUACAUGUGUAUAUGCGGGUACAGAAACUAUAUUUCACUGCCUCGUUAAAGGCAGUUUGAUAGACCAGCCUGCUGCUUUCAGUACACAGUUAGAUAGUUAAGUAGUUAACUACAUUUUAAUAACAAUACAAUGUGUAUUUGAAGCUGGUAAGACCAAGCUAAUCUUAAACCAGCUGAACAGUAGCAACAGAAACAGUCAGUCCUGUAGUGGGCUGUUGUCUACAGCUACUCUCCUCAAUGCUGUGACAUUCCCAUAAUGCAGUUUGAUAGUUACCAAGGCAAACAUGGCUGGAUCCAGUUUCUCAAACGUGAGAAUUUGAUGUUUUAUAUCAUUGUAAAUGUAACACCUGUUGUUCAGUCAAAACAAGAAUUUGAUGAUGUCACUUAGCACUUAGGUAGCCUAUGAUGGGGGCUUUUCAUUAGCCUUGCCAUUUUUCAACUAAAUGUGUAAUCAUGAAUGAAAAACUGAUAUAUUUAAUGAUCAAUUUUGUUGCCACUCUACUGGCUUAAUGGACCAAAUGUGAUUGUUGGCUCCACUGACAAGACCCACCUCAUAAAAAGUUAUGUUCUCUUUGUUUAAAGGUUGUCUGAGUGCUCCGAUGUAUUCACUGUUGUUUAUCUAACUCCAGGGGAACGUUUGUUAGGUUAGGUUAUUGCUUGUCCCUUGUUUCCUUGUUCCUUGUUUUUAUUUCCUCAAAACCAGCACAGCCUUACUCGGAGCGAUAAAGUAAAGAAACAAACUUCUCUUAUGACUAA
This is a messenger RNA of Perca fluviatilis (European perch), 2531 nucleotides long. It is a transcript of the gene dhcr7, whose product is annotated as 7-dehydrocholesterol reductase. Gene Ontology annotation, cellular component: endoplasmic reticulum membrane. The transcript has 8 exons. Lineage: Eukaryota; Metazoa; Chordata; Actinopteri; Perciformes; Percidae. The record is from RefSeq and is a predicted model, not a curated record. Gene Ontology annotation, molecular function: 7-dehydrocholesterol reductase activity. Bases 113 to 1549 code for a protein of 478 amino acids. Gene Ontology annotation, biological process: cholesterol biosynthetic process; brassinosteroid biosynthetic process.